This is a messenger RNA of Neltuma alba, 1740 nucleotides long. RefSeq lists its product as uncharacterized. The record is from RefSeq and is a predicted model, not a curated record. Bases 1 to 1740 code for a protein of 579 amino acids. Gene Ontology annotation, molecular function: nucleic acid binding; zinc ion binding. NCBI's taxonomy places the organism in Eukaryota, Viridiplantae, Streptophyta, Magnoliopsida, Fabales, Fabaceae. The transcript has a single exon.
AUGAGUGGGGAGCGUGUGAGUGGUGAGCGCGCGGCAGAGGGAGGAGGUUCGGAUGAGAGCGAUGGGCGUGAUCGGAACAAAAAGAAGUACAAGAGUGUGUCCACGACGGAGAAGGAGACCGGGGAUGCCUUGGGCGUAACCUGGAAGGAGACUUCUUACAAAGAAAAACUCCUGGACGCUGAACCGAAGGCCUGCUCCAUAGACGGGCGAGGCAGCAACGUGUUUGAUGGCGCAUGGGGGGAGUACAUCGAUAGUCUGAAAAGUUUCUUUGGCGAUGGGAAUAGUCAAAACUCGCUGGCGGAGGACUCAGAAACGGUGAAGGAUGAUACUGAGGAACUCAUCCCCACACUGGUGGUGACUAGAGAAGAAUAUGAGAGGUGGUGUGCACCGUGGAGGAGAUUACUUAUAAUCAAGAUACUAGGAAAGGACAUCCCCUUAUGGGGCAUAAAGACGAGUUUGCAGCGACUGUGGAAGACAACAGAGCCCUUUGAGACAAGAGAUAUUGACAAUGGCUAUUUUGUCGUCUCCUUCGCCAACGAUAAGGACUUGCAACAUGUCUACUUUGAUGGACCUUGGAUGGUGGCAGACCAUUACCUGCUUGUCCAACGCUGGAGACCCAAUUUCGAUCCGUGGAGUGCAGAAAGCCAGAGCAAGAUAGCAGCUUGGGUGAGAAUUCCUUUAUUGCCGCUAGAGUUCUUCAACUCAGAAAGUUUGGAGAAGAUCGGUCGUCUAUUGGGCAGAACUCUGAAGGUCGACUCGAUCACAUACUUGACGGCUCGAGGGCGUUAUGCCCGUAUCUGCAUCGAGCUAGACCUGAAAAAGAGACUCAAGGCUGCAAUCAAAAUUUUCGGUAAUCAACGAGUCAUGGAAUAUGAGGGCCUCCAUUUAAUAUGUUUCCACUGCGGUAAGUAUGGCCACCACCGUGAUCAGUGUCUUGAGGGGCAGGCGACAAGGGGGGAGAGUAAGGAGGCAGAUAAGGAUGAGCCAUCGAGAAGUACCAGCUCACAAGAGGGGGGACCUACUAGCAUGAAGUGUCAAGUGGAUGAUGUUGCUCCCUCAAAAGAUUCGCAGAAGCGUAUUAGUACCACGGAGGGGUCAGAAAAUCGUUCCAGGGACAACGAACAACCGGGUAAGGAGGUCCUGGGGGCCUGGAACUUGGUCAAACGACCAGCACGGCGGAGACAAGCAACCACGAAAAUCUUGGGGCACAAGGAAACUAGAUCAGCGAGAUCCUCGCAAUGGCAAUCACACGGGAAAGGCGCGCGGGAAUCACGUAUGAUCAAUGAGUCAGCUGAUAGUGAGGAAAUAUUGACGGCACGAUUUGUGCAUGGCACCACAUCUGAUUCCCGAAAGGUAGGAAGAGAUACCACAAAUAAUAGAAAGUGGGUCCCAGUUACUCACAAUAGGAGGAUUAAGGGGCAGUUAGGCCAGAAAGAGAAGGAAAAUAUCUCACCAAGGACCACGCACCUUCGGGCAGACUUAAGCAAUCCUGUGAAGCCCUCUAGUAGGUUUCUUAUGUCCAGCAACCCCUUCGAAGCUCUGGUGGGCCAGGAUGCGGACGAGAACCAUGAUCAAAUUGAUGAGCCCAUGUUGAACAACGAUAACGCGCUAUCUGUAUUAAACGCACUGAAGGAUGGGAGCACAAAUGGAAGCAUAACAACUAAGAUGGUGGAUCUUGAAUUAACCAAUGUCAACGGCCCUAAAAGCCAACCCCACUUGAACGUGGUUUCCCAUGAAUAG